AGAAUUUCAAUGUUGAAAAAGCAGAAGCAUGUGGUGAUGCGAAAUUUUGGAAGCACUACAAAAAUGUCUCUUUCGAUUCCGACCUACGCCUCUCCGCGUGUCACGCUGACGUCAGAGGGAGGCGCAUCAUGCGAGAUCGGCGUCUGGGGUGCGCAUGUUCUCAGCUGGAAAGACGCUACCGGCACUGAUCUUCUUUAUAUGAGCAGUGGCGCGAAGUUCGAGGCGGGUAAGUUAAGGUUUAGCAAAUUCAUUGCAUUCGUUACUACCAUUUUUGACCUUUUUGCCAUCGUGGAAAGGAGCCAGGAACGCUCUAAAGAAGUAAGAAGUCAGUCAACAUCUAAGCAAGACGGCGCUGAGAGGUGGCAUCCCGAUCUGCUGGCCUGCUUUCAACACCAAGAAACCUAGCGUAGGAAAGCAUGGAUUCGUCCGGACAGCCACGCAUGAUGAGUGGAAGGUAGAAACAUCCUCUGCCUCAAGCGCGACGCUUACUUUUAGAACCACAUUUGGGCGUUGCAUUGGCGACGGAACGGGACCGGACGAUGGUGGAGGUCGUUCUACUUCAUCAGAAGAGGCUGUGUCGACCCACACUGCGCCAGUCGAUUUGAGUGUCGAUUUUCUCCUGACAGAUACAGCACUCGCUUUGCAAUUGCGUGUGAAAAACGGACACGGCAGUGCGGCUCUUCCGUUUUCCGGAGCACUGCACACUUACUUUGCGAAGGGUGCGGACCAGAAGCUUGUAGUUAGAGGCUUCAAGGAUCGAUACGAGUACACGCGGGAACUAGGAAAAGAAUGGAAGAAUGAGGAUGACGAAGUCGCGGUUUCAGGCGACAUGGAAGUGGAAAGGAUGUAAGCGAUGACGUUUUCGAUUUGUGUAGGUUAAACUGGACGAUUUUAUAUAGAUACUGGAAGACGAAAUAAGUGCUCUUGUUGGAUGUACGGGUAGUAGAGGAAAAUUUAGAAAACAGAAUGGAGUUUGAGGGUCAAUGAGAGGAUCAAGCCCACAUAUCAAAACGCGCCUGAGGUUUAUACCUACUAAAAUCCAGGUUCUACGUCCCUUCGGUAAUCGAUGACGGUCACUCAGUUCCCGAUCCAUCUCCUUCGACUUUGAGCGAUCUUAUUUUCACUUCUGCCUAUUCCAAAGAACCAGCCACUUCUUUCGCAGCGACGUCAAACCGACCAACACCUGCAAAGCUGCAUUUGUACCAAUCUAAAUCGCUGCCUGACACGGUGGUUUGGAAUAUAGGGAAGAAUGUUCCAGAAAAAAUUCCUAAAGAUUUAGACGACCCUGCUGCCUACAUUUGCGUGGAGCCGGGAAUAAUUGAAGCAGAAGCGUCAGUUUUACCAGGGAAGACGUGGGUGGGGUGGCAUGUGAUGCAGUGUGUACAAGAUGCAGGGAGCUGAGCUCGGAUUCAAAGUGAAUGCUGUCCAAGAGCUGAUUCUUUUAUAGAAAACUUGGGCUCUGACAUGGUCUGAGGAGAUGCAACACGAAAACUGACUGACAUCCCUUUCCUUUGGUUUCGUGUUGUGAUUUUUAGAAAAACGUGAGAAUAAACUCGGAGGAUUCCCAUACACAGGAGUGUUAGACUUUGAGAUCCUGGAAAAAAUGGAGAGUUGUUUGACGAUCUCAGGACACACAAGCAAAAGAUCUGAUCGAAUUCAUACACGUUCUUUUGAUAGAUCGACUUGCACUGAAAAAUCUAAAUUACUCAUAGGAAGGCGUACGUGAAACAACGCAAGGUCAUUCGAAUUCGCUGUACCACGAUUAUGAUCUGUACCACGAGCUUAGACCUGUACCGAAAGCGAAGAUCUCAAGCAAUGGAUCCUAAAAAACGCUUGUUAACGGAAUUGUUGCUCAAAAGAAGAAUUUUCCGCACUGCUUGAUCCUAAGAAUAUUGAGGAUCUCCAACUGUGAUUGAGUAUGGAUGCCUCAUUUUAGUUCUCUUCGUCAAGCAAUACUGUGUAACACCUUCAACAUCCUCAACUUGAC
Messenger RNA from Amoebophrya sp. A25, 1987 nucleotides. The record is from the annotation of a GenBank genome assembly. Lineage: Eukaryota; Dinophyceae; Syndiniales; Amoebophryaceae.